Molecule: messenger RNA, 596 nt
Organism: Brassica napus (rape)
Lineage: Eukaryota; Viridiplantae; Streptophyta; Magnoliopsida; Brassicales; Brassicaceae
Product: nematocyst expressed protein 4
Exons: 1
Coding region: 1-492 (163 amino acids)
Source: RefSeq, a predicted model, not a curated record
AUGUGCUUACCAUUUCAAUUUAAUAGAACCAUUCGUUCAUCAAGAAAGGUAAAGAAAAACAUGAACACAAACGAUCAUGGCCUUACCCUCUUGAGAUUAGUCUUCAUAUUUUCUCUUCUUUACUUCCCUUACUUAGCCAUAUCUGAAACGCCGUGCCCGUAUCCGUGUUAUCCGCCGCCCAUGGGCGGUGGCUCCUCCACGACUCAACCACCACCAUAUCCUCCUCCAGCCUUUAACUAUCCUUAUCCAGCUGGAAAUUUACCAAAUUACCCUUCGCCACCAUACAUCGGGGGAGGCGGUAGUGGCAGCUUCUAUGGUCCUCCACCGCCGGAUGCUAUCUUGCCUUACUUCCCCUACUACUUUAGAAAACCUCCUCACCAGACGGAUCAAACAUCCUCGUCUCCACUUGUGGCUGUUUCAGGAAAAUUGACGGUGGGGAUCAUAGCCAUGGGAAAUCUUGUGGUAGUUGGAGUUCUCUGUAAUAUUUGGUAAUCAAGUUAAUUACUAAGUAACUAUUGCUAAAACCUUAUAUGUGUAUGAAAAUAUAUUAUAAUAUAUACUUCAGAGGUCUAAAGCAGAAAAAGAAGUUGGCUUAA